CUUAAACAUUGUCGGACAGAUGGCGCCACAUUCGAAUCAGCCUGUUUUCAGGUGUUGUCAAAACGGUUCAAGGCUGGUUCAAGGUUCGUAAAACGUGAAAUGCACAGUUAGCCUCAAGUUUUAAUCGCCGUGUCAUCAUUGUAGCGUUAAGUAACGAAAGAUGGGUCUUGUCGGUAUCGUGAAGUUUUUUACUCGUAGAACUUUUGAAUUACUAAUAAUCGCUUUAUUGCUUGUGUUUCUCCCGAAAAUCCCCCCCGAGGCAAAGUUCGAAAAACCGUACAAAGUUGCACCGCCCCGGCCGUUCGAGGGGGCGCUUAAACUCAAUGAGAAGCUAAACGAUGCAGAGAUUUGGCAUAAGGGGGACCUCCACGGGCCUGAGGCUUUCGUGGAUUACAACGGGGAGUUGUAUACGUCACUGCAUGGGGGCGACGUUGUUAAAUUAACAGGAAACCACAUUACCCCUGUUGUAAAGUUUGGGAAACCUUGUAAGGGGAUCUAUGAGGAACGGAUCUGUGGGCGCCCCUUAGGCAUGGCGUUUGAUAAGAAUGGAGUCUUAUUUGUGGCCGAUUCGUACUACGGGGUGUUCAAAGUUGACGUCAAAACCGGCAAAAAGGAGCGAUUGGUUGCCUUUGACGAACAGAUCGACGGCCGGAAUGUGACUCUCCCAAAUUCCGUGGCGGUUGCAAGCAAUGGUGAUAUUUUCUGGACGGAUUCAAGCACAGAGUUUGAUUUACAAGAUGGUGUUUUCGACUUGUUGGCGGACGGGAGUGGGAGAUUAAUUCAUUAUGAUUCAAAAACGAAAAAAAAUAAAGUUUUAAUCUCAGAUUUGCAUUUUGCAAACGGUGUUGUCUUAUCCGACGAUGAGGAAUUCGUUUUAGUUGGUGAAACAGUUCGUAGUCGUAUUCACCGUUACUAUCUGAAAGGGCCCAAGAAGGGCACCCAUGAUAUUUUCAUUGAGGGGCUCCCGGGCCUCGUUGACAACUUGAAGCACGACGGAAAGGGCGGUUUCAUUGUCCCUUUGGUUGUAGCCGUCGAUAACGAACACCCACUACUCACUCAAAUCAUGGGUCCUUUCCCCCUGUUACGAAAAUUCGUAGCUCGAAUUUUGGGUUUGGUCCAGUUCGGGUUCAAAUUUAUCGGCGAUAUUUAUCCGAACGAAUUUUCAAAACGCGGCGUGCAUUUCGUAGGCCAUUUCAGCAUGGCUUCGUUCAUGUACCCCCCAAGGGUCACGAUUUUACACCUCUCCAAAAACGGCGAGAUCAAAGACAGUUUGCACUGUCUCAAUAAAAAAUUGUCGGGAAUUAGCGAAGCGCAUAUCUUCAAAGACACGCUUUACCUUGGGUCGCCUUUUAACGAUUACAUCGGGCGCAUUCCAUUGUCGAAAAUAGGUUGGGAGCACUUGAAACCAACCCCUGCUCCCAAACCUACAACUACAACACCUAAACCCACCACUACUACUACGACAACACCUAAACCUACUACCACUACAACCACAACAACGCCCAAACCAACCACCACAACACCUAAACCAACGACAACGACGCCUAAACCUACAACCACAACACCCAAAGCAACCCCUCCGACAAAACCUGCUCAAAAAGAAGCUCAAGCAAAAGCGGUAAAAGACCAACCCAAGGCAGUGCCAGUUAAAGAAUCACCCAAAAAGAAUUAAUCUCUAGUAAGCUGUGAUGUUCCAGUUGUUAACCGUUUUAUAUCGUCGCGGUCGUCAGUUGUUUUUUAUAAUUUUUAUUUAAUAGACUGUAUAAAAUAAGAAAGCCAUUCCAUUAAUCAAGAAUUCUCCUUUUUUAUUCAUGUACUGAUAUUAUAUUUUGUAGAAAUCUAGUUUUUGUUAAGUUCUAAUUUGAUGGCAGGAUUAUUAUUUGGUGAUACUUUACAUAGUUUUUAUGUAUCUUAAUAAUCAUUUUGUAUUGGGUUCUCUUUGUUGGAUGUGAUGUACCUACUAUUUAAAUAAAACUGUUUACUACAA
Molecule: messenger RNA, 1987 nt
Organism: Tribolium castaneum (red flour beetle)
Lineage: Eukaryota; Metazoa; Arthropoda; Insecta; Coleoptera; Tenebrionidae
Product: adipocyte plasma membrane-associated protein Hemomucin
Exons: 4
Coding region: 161-1672 (503 amino acids)
Biological process (GO): biosynthetic process
Cellular component (GO): endomembrane system
Molecular function (GO): strictosidine synthase activity; hydrolase activity
Source: RefSeq, a predicted model, not a curated record